UGGUGUGUUUGUUUUGUGUUGGGGGCCUUCGAACGCCGAUCGACCCGAUCCCUCCCACGCCCCUGCUGGUCGACUUUCUUUUUUGGAAUUAGCAGCCGAACGAUUGUCUGUCGCACCGGUGGAUGAAUUACACCGUGUUUUUUUUUUCUUUUUUCUUCUCUCUCGCCUCCAUCCAUAUUGCGGCACAAGUGUUCUUUUAAAGUGCUCUCACAUGGAUCGCAGCUGUCUGCUGGCGGAAUGAGAUAUGCCAUCCAAGCGCAAAGGCAAAAUGCGAGAAAAUUGGCGGAAACGUGGCAAGCCCUCUCCUGCGUUGGAGGCGGAGCCACAAGAUCUGAGAAUCGGGACCAGGCGUUCAGUCAUGGAGCAGAAUGCCGAGACCAAUGGAUGUGACGACAGUCCCCUCUCGGUGGCAGUUUCCAACCACACGGAAAUAGUGCAGUGUUCACCCAAGGCUGACAAGCAGAUGGCCAAAUCGUUAUCCACUCAGGAAAGCAAGAAAUCUCGCCAACCCGCCGGCGCCACGAAGGCGGGUCGAGCCCGCAGGAGUGGGCCACCGCUUCCCACAAACUCCACAGACAAAACUUCGCCCCCCACGGAGAGGCGGACAACCCGCAACGUGCCCCCUCCACUCCCCACCACCGCCACCCCUCCCAAAACCAGGACCCCCACCGCCGCCGAGCGGAAGGCCAUCAAGACCCCUCCCUCCACCCCCACUCCCGCCACCACCAACACCGCACCCAGCAAGAAGAACUCUCUUCAACCGCCGGUUCUGUCUGCGCCACAGAACCAGGAUGGGCCUCAGGCCAGCACUGCACCGGUGCUGUUGCAGGAGGCACCCACCGCCGCCACCACGAACUCUCGCUCCGGUAAGCAGCCGCGGGCUGCCCACCUGUCGGCGGCGGCGGCACCACCGCCGCCCAGGAGCCCCAAGAGGCAGUUGAAGCGUCAUUCGGACCAGGGGGACGCCGACUCCAGGGCCAGCAAGAGGGUCCGACUCCAGCACCAGCCGUUCCAGUCCCCUCCUCCUCCCACCAUCAUCCCCGCCAUCCUGAGGCAGCCGAUCGUGAAGCUGCCGGAAGACAAGAUAGUGGUCUUCAACAAGGGCGAGUUCCUCGCCGUCAGAAACGAAAUCGGAAGUUUCUUUGUAUGUAGGACUGCACAAAAUGUAUACAAAAGCAGCAAGAGGUUUAAAAUACAGUGGAUGAGUGAUAAAGAACCUGACAUAUAUAUUCCAGAUUUUUAUGAUCAGACAGAUUUUGAAUGUGUCUUGACGAACCUGCGGAUGAAAAGGGUAGACAAAAAUAAAUUCAUGCUUCCCAAAGAAGAAAGACAACGCACCUUAAACAUAUUACAGAGAGCUCUAAAUGUUGAAAAUGGCAUAGAUAUUUCUCCAUUACAAGUCACAACAGAUGGAGUGGAUGUCUCGAUAGUUGGCAAAGAAGAGGAAGAAAUCUUGAGGCUUCAACAGGAAACCCUAAAAACAGACCAGAAAACCAAAGUGUCACAACUGAAAAACAGAGGACGCCCGAAGAGGCCGGAACAACCCCCAAAGAUUACACGAGCUGUCACUACUGCUGAAAAAAAGGUGAAAACAUUAGCUGCAAGAGUUAAACUUCGAGCAAGAGAAACAGUUAAAGUGAAAUUGAAAAAAGAAGGUGGUAGAAUUAUUGUCUCAAAUAAAGAUGGUAAACCGGUGACAAAGGUUAGGAAAAUUGCAGAAAGGUUGCACCCUAAUCCUAAAGUUACGGUUUUUGAGAAAGAUCCUACUUUCGAAAUGAACAUACCCAUUCCAUAUGUAUCUUCAUCUGCUCAUAGCAAACUAAUCAUUCGUGCAAUUCUUUUAAAAGACAUUAAAAUGCUUGACUCACUAUUAAAAGAUACUCAGAAAAUAUGUUCUCUGAAUACAUGUAGGAGUGUUGACGUGCAAUUGACCCCACUGAUGUAUGCUGUGUUAGAGGAAAACCACAGGGCAAUACGAGCUUUACUUACUGUAAAUAAAAGAAAAUAUGCCGACCCACCCGAAGCACUCCUUGAGUACCAAAGUUCGGGAAGGUACAACAUGAAAAUGCUUGGGCAUGCAGUACGACAAAUUAACAGUGCGAGAGGGGGUAAAGAAGGAAACAAUGCAUUCUUAAAAGAUAUAACAUCCAGUUAUGAUACAUAUCCUUCCAUCGAUGAAAAAGUUGUCAAUAUUGCCCUGAAAGCUGGUGUAUCAAAAGACACUAUGAAUCUUCUGUUAGCAGCAGAUAAGGAUUCAAGAGGCCAACAAAAAAGAGACAGCCAUCACAGUAUCCUUAUCCGACAAGCAGUGUGUAAAUGCUAUAGACAAAGGAAACAAGAAGUCGUUCACUGCAUUGCAUAUCGCAUGUAGGGAAGGGCACAUAGAUGUUGUACGCGUCUUAAUAAGACACAAAGCCAAUGUGGAUAAACUAACAAAUGCACAACAGGAUAAAUUGACACCUUUGAUGUUAGCCUCCCAGAAAGGUCAUCUAGAUAUAGUUAAUCUUCUAAUUGAACAUUCAGCUCAAGUAGAAAUGAAAGACAAAAAGCAGAGGACUGCACUGACCCACGCAGUGAUCAAUGGUCAUGCCCACGUGACUUCGUACCUGCUUCGGCUGGGGGCAAAUCCAAAUUCGACCGAUUCCUCCGGCAACACCUUGGUCCACUACGCCGCGGCCUACGGAUGGUACUUCUGCAUGAAAUUGCUCAUCGAGGCCGGGGCCAGUCUCAAUUUGCCCAACGACUGGAAGAUAACACCUUUAAGCUUAGCCUUUAUGAAAGGGCACAUGGGAUUGGUAGACUUCCUAGUAGAGCAGCCUGGAAUUGAUAUUAACGUGGAAGUUAACAAUGAGAGUGGGAUGACCCUAGUUAUGCAAGCUUUGAGGUCUGAAAUCAAUCAUUCAAUGCUGGAACGCAUCCAUUUCUUAGUAGUAAAGCAAAAGUCCGACUGUACAAAAGUAGAUUUCAUGGGAAAUAAUGCAUUCCACCAUUUAGUGAUGGCAGAAGUAGCACAAGUUGAAAUUGAAGCCAAGAUGGAAAGCUGCGAAGAAGAGAGCGACAACCAAGAAGAUGGCUGCGACGAGAGGGAAGCCGCCCAUAAGGCUAAGGCGAAGGAAAAAGAGAAACUGUUAUUUAAGGAAGAAGCACAACAAGAACAUGAUGCGUUAAUCCAGGAAAUCACGAAGUUGCUCUUAGACCAUGGCUGCGAUCCAAUGGUGAAAAACAAGGAAGGAGAAUCACCAUUCAACCUUGCCGUAAAAGAGGGUUGCCUGCUUUUGGUGAAAAUGUUCCUUGAUGCUGGCUGUCAGUUGAAUCUGGAUGUCAGCCAAUCCGGAGACACCAUUCUCCACUACUUGGUCGACCAUGCCCGAAACAGGAAGGUGGAACCGAUGCUGCAAGCCAUUCUCAAUGCGAAAUGCAGUAGUCCCGAUUGUACCCCCCAUCAACUGUUGUGUCAGAUGGUGAAAAUGUACAAUAAAAAUGGGCACACUCCUCUAUUACAAACUCUUAGUGCACUAGGUUCUAGUUAUGUAGAAGAAAGCAGAAAUCGUUUGCUUACAUUCACAAAGUUUCUGUUGGAUGAAUUAUUAGCAGACGUCUCUGUACCCUGUAAAAAUGUAGAUGGAGAAGCUAUGUCCUACGCACUGCAUUUGGCAACGAAAUGCGAAGGAGGGAGAGUGAUAGAGGUGCUUUUGGCGCACAAACCUCCAUUGAACUGUUUUGAUAACAAUGGACAAACUCCUCUGAUUCUUGCCAUCAAGGGCGAGAACGUUGAAGCUGUGGAGGCUUUGGUGAAAGCAGGAGCUAAUGUAAAUUUGAAAUCCAAUGAUAAGGAGAAACUUUCACCUCUUCUGAUUGCUGCCCAGAAGCCUACACUUGGUAAAAUUGUUCAACUACUUGUACAUAAUAAAGCUGAAGUAAAUGAAGUUGAUUCCAAAACCAAGAAUACUGCAUUACAUUAUGUUGUUCAAGCCAGAGCUACAAAUGUGCUGGAGACUGCAAAAACUCUUCUCACAGCGGGGGCCAAUGUUGAUGCUGUGAAUAACCACCAGAGGACGCCACUUCACUUGUCGGUGAAUGCUUCUUCCAGCGACAGCGAUUCUUCCUAUGCCAUCGAGGAAUGUCUGCUGGGCUUCGGUGCCAGAGCCGAUGCGACAGAUUGUCGUGGGAGGAUGCCUAUUCGUUAUGCUUUUACGAAAAUAGGAAAUCCUUUUGAAACAUCGCAGAUCGAUCCGAUGGAACUGGUUGUGCUGCUAACUGAUGCAAUGCCUCAAGGUCUAAUAGAAGUGCCUGAUCAAUUUGGACAAACAUUGCUACAUUCUGCAGCUUACAGAGGGGCCACAAUAUCUGUGACGCACAUUGUUAAGAAUGUUAAAAAUAUGGAAGCUAAAGACAAAGACGGGAACACAGCUCUUGGGCUAGCAGUGAGAAAUGGUCAUGAAAGUUGUGCCUUGAUGCUGUUGCAAAGAGGUGCCAGUUGCAUUGCCGACGUUGUCAUCCCGAAUCGGUCAAAGCCAUCGAAAUUUGAAUGUUGGGAAUGGAAUCAUGUUAAAGAAAUUCCUUCCAUUCCCAAGAGGCAUACUAUUUUGCAGGAAACUUUACUGAAAGAUUGGCAAGGAAUACUAUAUCUGAUGCUGGACCAGCUAGACAACAUGGGAAAAGGAAUCAAUAUUGCUGUUGAAGCAUCAUUAAGGACAGCUAAGUACAAUGUAGCCCUCAAGCUGAUUGGAAGAAUAAAGCACAGUUGGAACUUGUACACGGAAAAACAGAGCAUGUUGCAUGUGCUUGCUCGUGAAGCUCCCGCACACCACCUGCCUGAACUCCAAGUUAGGGUAGCACAGUUUUUAAUCGAGAAGGGGGUGCCCGUGGGAUCGAGGGACGAGCAUGGCUGUUCUGUUCUUACCUACGCUGCUAUCAACUGGAACUACACAUUAUGUUCCUUUUUUGGAACUAAAAUAGGUAUUGCUGUUGCUGCUAAACUAGAUGCAGACAAGUCUUUCCGCACUCCGUUUUCUGCUCUGUUUUGGAAGCUGUCUGAGGAAGAUUUAUCUGAAGAUAUCCGGAACUGGUGCUGCAGUUUGCUGAAAGCGGGCGCGAAUCCGAACGUCUUGACGAGGUACCCCAUCCUUCCGAGCCCGUACCCCGGGGUGCGAUGUACCGUUGCCGACGUGCUGCACGUGGAGGAUGCCGGCGCCCCCAAGUACACCCCCCUCAUCAUGGCGAUAUGCAGGGCCAACUACCCGGUGGUCAAGCUCCUGCUCACCAAGGGGGCCGACGUGAAUGUUCCGGACGAUCAGCUCCGGACGCCUGUGAUGCACGCUGUCAGACUGAAUGACAUAAAAAUGGUGAAACUGUUGCUGAAUUUCAACUAUGAUCCUUCCAAAGAUAAAAAUCCAUAUGGUGUGCCUGGUAUUUCAGAAGUGGAGCCAGGGACUUUCCAGAAGACCAGCAACAUCGACCUUGCCGCCAAGGACUGCAAGGGCUGGACCGUGAUCCACCACCUGGUGGACCCUUUCCCAGAUUACUGCUACUCCAGUUCGGUCCUGCUCCAUUUGUUGGCGGAGUUUGGCGCCCCUCUGGACACCGCCAAUGCCGCCGGCGAAACUGCACUACAGAUGGCAUGGAAGCUCCAGAGGACGCUCUUGGUGGCUGCGCUGCAGAAGCUUUCCAACACACCUGAUGAACAAAAGAAAAAAAUAGAGCUUAGUUUUCCUACUCAUACUUUUGAUGAUAUCAAAUGGGACCAACCUGUUACAAAUUAUGUAGAAGAUAGUAAACUUUAUUUAGAAAAAUUAGAAAAACAAUGUACGGACACAAACAGCCAGGAAGAUUCGACUCCGGAUUCGUUAUCCGACUUUGAAUCUAUUGGGGAAAUUGUUGUAGAUAGUGAAAAGAAUGUUCCUUACGAUGUCGUCAUGACGGUCGUCGACAUGAAUUACGGAGCAUAUGGAAUAUAUAAUUUUUAUAAAAUGCAGCUUAUAAAACACAAAAGUAGAGAAUCUUUGUUUGUCCUGUUUACUCGAUGGGGCCGAGUGGGAGAUACGGGGCAAUACCAAAAAACUCCUUAUGGAACACUGGCCGAGGCUGUGAAGGAGUUUACUAGGAUAUUUCGUGCCAAAAGUGGAAAUAGUUGGGAUGAUAUCAAAAAUUUUCAGCCUCAGCCAAAGAAGUAUCGCUUAGUUCAGCUGGAGAAAAAGAAGCAAGGGGCCUUGAGGAAUGUUAAAUUGGACUUAAAAUCCAGUGUGCCAUCUAAAUUGAGUCUACCUCUUCAAAACCUGUUUGAAAAUUUUAUGGAUAUUCAUACCAUGGAAGGCACGCUGCAAGACUUGGGUGUGUAUUCCAGUUUUGAAGUGUUGCCUUUUGGCAGUUUGUCCGAAGAUAUCCUCAUUGCUGCUGAAGACUUAUUGAAACAAAUUGGCAACGUCAUCACAGAAAAGGAUAAUUUACAGCAAAAUACGAAAUCCCAAGAAAAAUUUGGAGAACUUAUGCAUAAGAUUGUCAAACUGAGCGAAGAGUUUUACCAAAUUCUUCCGGUGUUUGGCUAUCAGUACGAAAAGCUCUGUCCCCUCUUCAGUGCCCCGGAUGUCCAGUCCAAACUUGUCCUCAUCCAUAACUUACUUCAUAUUGGGCUCUCUUCGCAGCUCCUUUUAGGCUCCAGCCAGCAUUCUUCAGUUAUCAAUCCUGUGGAUUAUGUGUACAGAUCAAUAGGUUGCAAUUUGAAACAACUAAAUAAGGAUUCACAGGAAGCUCAAAUGAUCUUACAGUACAUCCAUAACACUUCCCUUCACCGGAAGCCCAAGGUGCAGUCGGUUUUCGCUGUGAAUCUCCCGGCCCAGAGGGAGAAGUUCGAGUCCAGCGGCCUCUCCAACCACAUGCUGCUGUGGCAUGGAACUCGCCUUUCCAACAUCCUGGCCAUCCUGUCCAGGGGGUUGCAAGUGGCGCCCCUGGGGGUGCAGAUGAACGGAGACAUGUUCGGCAAGGGAAUUUAUUUUGCUGACAUGUUUACAAAAAGCCAGAAAUAUUGUACAGAGCAUCAUUCUACAUAUUCGAAAUUUAUUUUACUUUGUGAGGUGGCGCUGGGAGACGUGAAGGAAGUAGACCACAGUGUGGUGGUGGAUAGGACGGAGAAGUACGACAGCAUAAAAGCGGUGGGCCACAAGCAGCCCGAUCCUGCCAAAGACGUCUUUUGGAAAGGCAUGACAGUGCCCUUGGGUACCCCGGUGGAUGUACUGGAGCAGGGCUAUUCCACUUCCCAUCACUACUUGAACUUCAACGAAUACGUGGUCUACGACGCUUCCCGAGUCUGCAUCCGCUACUUGGUCCAGUUCGUCGAAUAAGCCCCCUUUCGGACUCUCCUCAUUUCGCCCAGUGCAUGGGUCGGCAUACUUGCACCUCCAUCUGGACUCCAGGACUUGCAGGACCCUCCACCCGGGGACGUGCAACAGUUUUCUUUCCCCGAGUUUCCGAGCGAAGGCUCCGGAGCUCGCACCAGUCGUUUGCUUUCUUUUUCGGAAUUUCGGGACUCGACGCGAAGAGUGCGCAUCGUUUCGUUCUCCGACCUAUCUAUGCAUGGACUUUUUAUUUAUCAUUAAACACAUUUAAAAGAAAAAAAAAUUUUUUAAACUAUUUGCCGUGUUGGAAUUUGAAGAGAAUAUUUAACUUUCUAUUGUCUCUCUCUCUCUCGAGAUUGUUGAAAGGUGGUUUUUUAAAUAUCUGGUUUUAGAAGUUCUUGUACCUGCUACGAGCGCCCGAUGUAGAUACAAAAAAAAAAAAAUUGUGCAGUCACACACUGCAUGCUUUUUAAUUACGAAGGUUUUUUAAACCGGCCGACGUUUUAGUUUCGAGAAAUUGACCUCCUCGUUUCGAGUCGAAGAGAAUGGCGAAGCGUGAAUUUUGCACCAUGUUUUCUACACAUCUGCAGAUGUAUAUUUUUUAAAGUUUCUCUAGCAAUGGACUGCAUGUGUGAGACCUGAAAUUAAAAAAUGAAUAACUAGCUUCAUUUGUCAUAAUGAAUUGGAAGAAGAUUAGCAUUUUUACGAGACAAACUCUUAUCCUGUACAAUGGUUUUUUUCCCCCUUUAUUACAUACCUUGUUUUUGUAUAAAAUCAUGACUAGUAUUGAGUUGUGUGGCUGCCUAUAUUUAAUGAAACACUCUGCAAUAAAUGCAGCCAUUGUAACAAAUUCGUUACUUGAAAUAAAAUAUUGCAAUUCA
Molecule: messenger RNA, 8212 nt
Organism: Uloborus diversus
Lineage: Eukaryota; Metazoa; Arthropoda; Arachnida; Araneae; Uloboridae
Molecular function (GO): protein binding; NAD+ poly-ADP-ribosyltransferase activity
Source: RefSeq, a predicted model, not a curated record